CCCGUUGCCCCGCCUGCGCACUGGCUAUAGCUAGUUACUUCGAUCUGCUCGAUUUUCGAGGCCUUAAUCGGCAGUAUAUAAACCACCUCAGCCUCUACACUCACUGCACCACAACCACAAUUCAACAAUCUCUCCUUCUCUUCAACUUGUGGAGAGCUACUUCCACUCAAUACCCUAAAUUCAUUUUCAGUCUCCAAACUCCAAAGAGGGAAAAUGAGCAGACCAGGAGAUUGGAACUGCAGGACAUGCAACCACCUGAACUUCCAGAGAAGAGAAUCGUGCCAGCGGUGCGGGGAGCCAAGGAGUGGUGGUGACUACGGUGGAGGUUUUGGUGGCAGAGGCUCUUCCUCCUUUGGCUUCACCACCGGCCCCGAUGUUCGCCCCGGUGACUGGUACUGCACCGUUGGAAACUGCGGAGCCCACAACUUCGCCAGCCGCUCCAGCUGUUUCAAGUGCGGUGCCCCCAAGGAGGACUCCUCCGCCGCCCUAUUCGACGCCGACAUGCCCCGAAUCAGACCCUUUGCCUUUGGUGGCGGCGGCACCUCCGCCCGCCCUGGCUGGAAAUCCGGUGACUGGAUAUGCACCAGGUCUGGAUGUAACGAGCAUAACUUCGCGAAUAGAAUGGAGUGCUACCGAUGCAAUGCACCGAGGGACUCUAGUAGUGGCAGGUCUCCCUAUUCAUCGUAGAGUUCCUGGAUCCAUGUGGUUUGCUGUCCAAGGAGAGAAUCGAGAGGCUAUAUCCCUAUUUCCUAGUGAUAGUGACUUUAUUUUUGGUCUCUUGCUUCCAUAUGUUACUUUCUUCAUCUUCUCAUGCGGAUAUUUAUUUUUGCUUUCUUGAUUUUCUUCCAGCUAGGAAGCUUUAGGUGAAUUAUGAUUUUGAGGUUUUGUUGGCGCUGAGUGAUUCUGGUAUGAGACUCAGCAGCUAGCCCAUGUACUUUUUUUAAGUAUCAACAAUUUAAUAUCGGUGUUAAUGUGUUUCGA
Messenger RNA from Cajanus cajan (pigeon pea), 981 nucleotides. RefSeq names its product RNA-binding protein involved in heterochromatin assembly dri1. The record is from RefSeq and is a predicted model, not a curated record. Gene Ontology annotation, molecular function: mRNA binding. Gene Ontology annotation, cellular component: cytoplasm. Lineage: Eukaryota; Viridiplantae; Streptophyta; Magnoliopsida; Fabales; Fabaceae.